AUGCUGCGGAAGGCCGUCGUCGCCUUCAUCGCCUGCGCCGCCCUGUACCUCGCCGUCUCCGCCUACUCCCGUCGCCAGAGCAUUGCAGAGGUUCAAUUACCAGCAGUUACUCACAGGGUCUACCUAGAUGUAGAAAUUGAUGGCCAACACAUAGGUAGAAUUGUUAUUGGUCUCUAUGGGGAGGUUGUUCCAAAAACAGUUGAAAACUUUAGGGCCCUUUGUACAGGUGAAAAAGGUGUUGGGUCCAAUGGCAAACCUCUUCACUAUAAAGGAACACCAUUCCAUCGUAUUAUCCCUGGCUUCAUGAUUCAGGGCGGUGACAUAGUUAGAGGCGACGGGAAAGGAAGUGAGUCUAUAUAUGGAGGCAUCUUCCCAGAUGAGAAUUUCACUGUAAAACAUACACAUCCAGGGGUUGUUGCUAUGGCGAAUUCUGGACUUGAUUCCAAUGGAUCCCAGUUUUACAUAACUACUAUCAAGACAAGCUGGUUGGAUGGGGAGCAUGUUGUCUUCGGCAGGGUGAUCCAGGGAAUGGAUACCGUGUACGCCAUUGAAGGGGGUGCUGGGACUUACAAUGGCAAGCCAAGGAAGAAGGCGGUGAUCACUGACUCUGGUGAGAUACCCAAGGAGAAAUGGGGUGAUCAGGAAGCGUAG
Messenger RNA from Miscanthus lutarioriparius, 651 nucleotides. NCBI's taxonomy places the organism in Eukaryota, Viridiplantae, Streptophyta, Magnoliopsida, Poales, Poaceae. The record is from the annotation of a GenBank genome assembly.